AUGGAAAGAAAUAUCUCAACAGAAUUUCCUAACCAAAAAACUGAAGAAGUGACCUCAAAUAAAGAGGAUCUAAUUGGUAAAAAAAAAAAUCUGAAUGAUGAAAACUUUCAAAUUCCAAAAGAUACAGAUGCAAUAGAAAGAAAUGAAGAUAUUGAUGUAAAUGAUCAAGUUAAUAAUGAAUCUGCAGUUCCGAUAAUGGUUGGAGGAAAUAUUCAGGAUUUGAAAAUAUUACAACACAAUAUUAAAGACAAUAAGGUAACAAAUUUAUCAAAAGAAGAAAUUGAACAAAUUUCAAAACAAGAAGAAAAAGAGGCAAGAGAGUAUCUAAAAAAUUAUAAACCAUCUAUUGAUAGAGAUGAGUUGCAUCUUCUCUAUAGAGAGUUUAGAAAACAUUCAGACAGUAAAUUAAUAAUGACAAAACAACAGUUUAUAGAUUUUUUUACACCAUUUUCAGAAAGUUCAGAGCUCACAGUGACACUAAUGAAUGCAAUAGAUAGAAACUGUGACCAAAAAAUACAAUUUCAUGAAUUUGUUCAAGCAUUAUCCAUUAUGUGUAGAGGUCAAAAAAAUGAAAGAUUAAGAUUAUCUAAAGAAGAAGUUUAUUCUACAGUUAGUAUAAUUUCAGAAAUUUUUAACAAGUUUGGUUUUUCAAAGGAUAGAUUUGGUAGUCCAUCAGAGGUAGUUGAUGCAGUUUUUUCAAGUGAUUUAACAAGUAGAGGUCAAUAUUUGCACAGUAAAAAUGAAUUAUCAUUAAAGGAGUUUUUGCAAAGGGGUGAGUUAAAUCCAGAUCUUGCCAAAUGUUUUGGAAUGUUUGAUUAUUUUUAUCUUAAAUUUAUAAUGCCAUUAGAUUUAUUGUUCAAAGAUAGAGAUGUUAAUUUAAAAGGUAAAUUAACUAAAAUUAUACCCAGAACUAUUUUCAAUUUCAAUAUAUCACAUAGAAGAAAGUUAUCAAUAAAAGAUGGAUUUUUAAUAGUUUAUAAAAAGAAGGCUUUAAAACAUGACGAAGAAAAACCAUCAAAGGUUAUUUUUUUACCUGGUUCAACAGUUAAAGUUGUUUUGGGUUCUGAUCAACGUAGAAGAAAAUUCCUCAAUAAAAAGUACAAUAGUUAUUAUGGAUUUAGAAUAACCAAAGGUAGUUACAAUCGAUUUUUUUUAAUGGAGAACAGAGAAGAUGCAUUGAACUGGAUAAAUGCAAUAAGAUUUUCAUCAAGACAUGGCUAUAGAUUCCAAUCGUUUGCAAAAGUUAGGGAGGAUGUUAGAUGUCAGUGGUUUAUAAAUGGUUGUGAUUAUUAUGGAGCAUUGGCAGAGGCAAUAAGAGGGGCUAAACACGAAAUCUUCAUUACUGGUUGGUGGGUUAGUCCAUAUGUAUACCUAGAAAGAGAUAAUGGUAAGGAAUAUAUGGAAAAGUCAAGAUUGGAUAGAAUUUUAACCGAAAAAGCUAAAGAAGGUGUCAAAGUAUAUGUACUAAUGUGGAACGAGACUAAUUUGGGUGUGCAGUUGGGUAGCAGACAUGGUAAACAUUGGUUAGAAGGAUGCCAUUCAAAUAUUCAUGUAAUUAGACAUCCCAAGAGAUACCCCUUAUCAUGGAGCCAUCAUCAAAAAAGUGCUGUAAUUGAUCAACAAAUUGCUUUUGUAGGAGGUAUUGAUAUAUGUCUGAUGAGAUAUGACACUAGUAGAUUUCAAUUAACCGACGACAAUGGCCAGAGAUAUCCAGGAAAGGAUUUUGGUAACUUAACCGGUGUGGUAGUUAGAACAGGAGAUCCCAAUAAAGAUCAGUUUAAUAGAAAAGAGUGCCCAAGAAUGCCUUGGCAUGAUGUUCAUACUAAAAUUGUUGGUUCUGCCGCUAAAGAUGCCGCCAGUAAUUUUAUACAACGUUGGAACCAUGCACUUUAUUCUCAACGCUCAAAUAGAUUCCAACCUAUUUUAAUUCCAAAGGAUUAUGUAACCGAAGAAGAGGUCACUAAACCAGAUAAAUGGAGGAAUAUUGUUUCAAAUAUUAAAAAAGGUUUUUCUCAUGUAUCUUAUGGAAGAGAAAAAGAAAAUAUUAUAAAUAGAGCAGGUGAUAAUCCAAAGAUUAGACAAUUAUCGAGGGUAUCGGCACUCAGUCAUAAUGAUGAAAAGAUCGAGAACAAACCAGAUAAAAAUAAAUUUAAAAAGCAAAUGGAAGAAUUAGACCCAAGCCCAAAUGAAUAUUAUGAUAAAAAAGAAAAUCAAUAUAAAUUUAAAAAAACACCAACUACUUUAAGUGAAAAAGAACAAGAGGAACUUAUUGAUGAAGAAGAGGAGGAAGAUUAUUAUAAUAGUAAAAUACCACAUAAUAAACCAGGGGAUGCUGGUUCUUCAUCAAAAAGAAAACCAAUGAAUUUGGCCCAAAAACUUAGAGAAGAGGAGGAAGAGGAAUUCGAACAACCAAAUACCCCAGUUAUCAAUUUAAAAGACGAAAAUUUAAUUAAAUCAAUUUAUAAUUCAAAUAAUAGUAGUUCUGAACAUUGUAUCGUUCAAUUAGUUAGAUCAGUAUCACCAUGGAGCGCAGGUUCGGAUGUUGAGGAUUCUUGUUACAAAGCUUAUAUUAGUUUAAUCAAAAACUCUCAACAUUUUAUAUAUAUCCAAAAUCUCUUUUUCAUUUCAAGUUGUGGUUCGAAUUUGCCAAAGAAUCGUAUAGCAUUGGCAAUUUUAAAUCGUGUUAGAAGAGCAAUUAAUGCAAAACAAAAGUUUAGGGUCAUUGUUAUGGUACCAAUUAGUCCAUCUGGUGAUAUAGCUUUAGCAUCUUCAAGAAUGAUUAUAGGUUGGACCAAUAGAACCAUUUGCCAAGGAGGCCAGUCUAUUUUAGAAUUACUUCGUGAUGAAUUCCCAGAUGUAGACCUUAAUCAGUAUUUAUCGUUUAACUCUAUUAGACAGUGGGAGGAAAAUGGUGACAGAAUUUUUACAGAGCAGAUAUAUGUACAUAGUAAAGUAUUAAUUGUCGAUGACCGUAUUGCUGUUAUUGGAAGUUGCAAUAUCAACGAUAGAAGUAUGAUGGGAUCUCGUGAUUCAGAAUUGGCUGUUGUUGUUUCAGAUACAUCAAAAUUAUUAAUAACAAUGGAUGGAAAGCCAUUUAAAGUAAAUAAAUUCCCACAUACACUCAGAGUCGGACUUUGGAAAACCCAUAUGAACCUAAAUAGUUUAGAAAUUAGUUCAAUCAUUGAUCCAAUAUCAGAUAAUGCAUUUAUUAAUGUUUGGAGGAAAACAGCUAGAGAUAAUUCAAUUAUUUAUAAGGAAGUAUUUGGUGAUUAUAUUAUAGAAAAUCAAAGACGUUUGGGUAUAGAACAAAGACGUUGGAUACCAAAAUCAGAUGAAAAAAUAGUACAGCUUUCUCAAGUUCGAGGUGUUUUAAUCGAAUAUCCUUUGGAAAUGUUUUGUGAAUCAAAUCUCUUUGACGAGAAUGUUAGCUUUUUUAAUGCAGAGUAUUAUGUUGAUGUAUCAGUUUUCACAUAA
This is a messenger RNA of Dictyostelium purpureum, 3474 nucleotides long. RefSeq lists its product as uncharacterized. Gene Ontology annotation, biological process: cell motility. The coding region runs from base 1 to 3474 and encodes 1157 amino acids. Gene Ontology annotation, molecular function: calcium ion binding; catalytic activity. NCBI's taxonomy places the organism in Eukaryota, Evosea, Eumycetozoa, Dictyosteliales, Dictyosteliaceae. The record is from RefSeq and is a predicted model, not a curated record. The transcript has 4 exons.